CCGCUGAUCCUGACUGUCCCGUGAUUUAAAACUUGACUGGAAUUUGUAUGUGGCGCAUUCCCAGACAUUCUGCAAGCGCAACGUCGUUAGCUACUUCUCUGUGACUGGGUCCAGAUAACGAUCCUUUCAAGACUGACUUCAUUGGAUCCUCUGAAGAGGACGCCACCAGGCUUUCCUGACCCUACUACAUCACUGUAGAGAGCCAUCGGGCAGGAGUGCCAGCAUCAACAGGAGACUCACUGGCUCCGUCAACGUCUGUUUCACCAAGCAUAAUCAUCUUACCAGCAGAGCAGAGUACCUUCGUGUGGUGUGAUACCAUCACCAGCUGAUACUGCGGCGGAACAGUUCAGACUAGAGGUCUGGCUUUCCUUAAGACGCUGGAAUUUGAAGGAGCUAUUCUGUGAACUGUGCUGCUAGUAAGUGACUGAUAGAAUUCUAGACUGGACUGGUCUCUGAGUACAGAGAAAACUAGACCACAAGAUCUUGAAGAACUGCAUUGAGGUGCAAGCCAGAUUUGACACUCAAGUGUUGUUGAACUGAGAAGUUGCUAAAGGAACUGUAACAGGACUGAUUGUCGCUUACUGCCUUUCUCUCUCUGUCCUUGUUGCCUUUUGCUGUUACAUUGCUUGUGUUGUCUUUCUAAGCCCAGAUGUUCUCCGAUAAUUCACACUGCCCUGAUUGUGGGCAACAGUGGUUCCCUAGUUUAGAACUAGGGCAUUGGUUAUACCAAACUGAACUUGUUGAAAAUGAAUGUUACCAAGUGUUCUUAGACCGUAUUAACAGAGCUGACUAUUGCCCUGAAUGUUAUCCCGACAAUCCUGCUAAUAGAAGCCUUGUUCUGCCUUGGUCUUUCCCACUUGAGUGGGCACCUCAAAAUCUCACUAGGUGGACCUUUGAGAAAGCUUGCCAUCCAUUUCUUCUGGGUCCUCCACUGGUUAGAAAAAAGAUACAUGACUCCAGAGUAGCUGGUUUUAAUCCUGCAUUACAAUUAAUCUUGUCCAGAACAGACAAAACCUUAAACAAAACACUUGACCAAAGCAAAUGACUUCUGUAACAGAAUCAUGCAGACUCUCCAGGCUUUGUGUUCAUAACCUAGGGGAGAUGAAUAGUUACCUGUUUCUGUAUUCUGUCUCUUUUUCUUUAUUUCAUAAUUUUUUUAAGGUGCUGGGGAUUGAAUCUGGGUGCCCUCGUGCAUGCUAGGCUAGUACUCUUCCCCUGAGUUUAACCUGAGGCCCCCUUUCUGAAUCUGACUCAGACUGUCACUACUUUGUCAACUGCUUAACUUGUUGGGUCUGCUUCUGUGAUCUAUG
Chionomys nivalis (European snow vole) is the source of this 1310-nucleotide messenger RNA. Its product is annotated as torsin-1A-interacting protein 2-like. The record is from RefSeq and is a predicted model, not a curated record. The transcript has a single exon. The coding region runs from base 650 to 1045 and encodes 131 amino acids. NCBI's taxonomy places the organism in Eukaryota, Metazoa, Chordata, Mammalia, Rodentia, Cricetidae.